Molecule: messenger RNA, 3064 nt
Organism: Fragaria vesca subsp. vesca
Lineage: Eukaryota; Viridiplantae; Streptophyta; Magnoliopsida; Rosales; Rosaceae
Product: GC-rich sequence DNA-binding factor 1-like
Exons: 7
Coding region: 1-2745 (914 amino acids)
Biological process (GO): mRNA splicing, via spliceosome
Cellular component (GO): nucleus
Molecular function (GO): DNA binding
Source: RefSeq, a predicted model, not a curated record
AUGAGCUCCGCCAGACCCAAAAACUUCCGCCGCCGCAUCGACGACGACGACGACGACGAUGCCGACACCCCUUCCACCACUUCCACUCUCAAAUCCCUCUCAAAACCCUCCUCCUCCGCCGCCAAGCCUAAGAAGCCUCAGAGCCAAGCCCCGAAGCUCCUCAGCUUCGUCGACGACGAAGAAAACGCCACGCCGUCUCGCUCCUCCUCCUCCUCCUCAAAACGCGACAAGUCGUCUUCCUCCCGCCUCGCCAAGCCCUCCUCAGCUCACAAGCUCACCGCCGCCAAGGACCGUUUGGUAAAUUCCACCUCCUCCACCGCCUCCGCUUCUCUCCCCUCCAAUGUUCAGCCACAAGCCGGCACCUACACCAAGGAAGCCCUCCGUGAGCUUCAGAAGAACACUCGAACCCUAGCCAGCUCCAGAACCUCCUCCGCCGCCGCCGCCGCCGAGCCUACUAUCGUCCUCAGGGGCUCGAUUAAGCCCGCCGACGCCUCAAUCGCCGACGCCGUUAACGGAGCCAGAGAGCUGGACUCCGACGACGAGGAACAGCAAGGGAGCAAGGAUAGGUAUCCUGAUCAGGCCACCAUUGAAGCCAUUCGGAAGAAACGUGAGCGGCUCCGGAAGUCCAAGCCCGCCGCGCCGGAUUUCAUUGCAUUGGAUUCAGGGAGCAACCACGGCGCGGCGGAGGGGUUGAGUGAUGAGGAGCCGGAGUUUCGCAACCGAAUUGCAAUGUUUGGGGAGAAAAUGGAGAAUAAGAAAGGUGUGUUUGAGGAUGUUGAUGAUACGGGAGUGGAUGGUGGAUUGAGAAGAGAGAGUGUUGUAGUCGAAGACGAUGAGGAUGAAGAAGAGAAGAUUUGGGAGGAAGAGCAGUUUCGGAAAGGGUUGGGGAAGAGGGUGGAUAAUGAUGGGGCUAGUUUGGGGGUUAGUGCUAGUGUUCCUAGAGUUCAUAGUGCUGCGCCGCAGCCCAAGGCUAGCUACAAUUCAAUCGCGGGGUAUAGUUUGGCACAGAGUCUGGCUGGUGUGGCCAGUAUAGGAGGGGCAACAGGAGCAUCACAAGGUUCGAAUGCUUUGUCCAUAAACGAGCAAUCUGAGAUUGCUCAGAAAGCGUUGCUGGAAAAUGUGAGGAAGCUUAAGGAAAGUCACGGAAGAACAAAGAUGUCACUAACCAAGGCUAAUGAGAGUCUAUCUGCCUCGCUAUUGAACAUCACUGAUCUUGAAAAGUCUCUGUCUGCUGCUGACGAGAAGUACAAGUUCAUGCAAGAGCUUCGCGACUUUGUCUCUACCAUAUGUGACUUUUUGCAGGAUAAAGCUCCCUUGAUAGAGGAGCUUGAAGAGGAAAUGCAGAAGCAACGUGACGAACGUGCUUCAGCUAUUUUUGAAAGAAGAAUUGCUGAUAAUGAUGAUGAAAUGAUGGAAGUAGAAGCAGCUGUAAAUGCAGCAAUGUCUAUUUUCAGUAAAGAAGGUACCAGUGCUGGAGUAAUUGCAGUUGCUAAAAGUGCAGCACAAGCUGCUUCUGCUGCUGUGAGAGAACAAAAAAAUUUACCGGUCAAGCUAGAUGAAUUCGGUAGAGAUAUGAACCUUAAGAAACGUCUGGAUAUGAAAGGCAGGGCCGAAGCUCGUCAACGCAGGAGAAAAAGGUAUGAAGCUAAGAGAGAGUCAUCCAUGGAUGUGGACAGUCCUGAUCGGACGGUAGAAGGGGAAUCAAGCACUGAUGAGAGUGACGGUGAGAGUAAAGAGUACGAGUCACACCGCCAGUUGGUGCUGGGGACUGCUGAUCAAGUUUUCAGUGAUGCAGCUGAGGAAUAUUCACAACUUUCACUUGUCAAAGAAAGGUUUGAAAAAUGGAAGAGAGAGUAUCGAUCAAGUUACCGUGAUGCUUACAUGUCAUUGAGUGUUCCUAUUAUAUUCUCUCCAUACGUAAGGCUGGAGCUCUUGAAGUGGGACCCUCUCCGUGAGAACACAGAUUUUGUAAAGAUGAGCUGGCAUGAAUUAUUAGAGAAUUACGGUGUACCGGAGGAUGGUUCGGAUUUUGCAUCUGAUGAUGCUGAUGCUAACCUUAUCCCUGCAUUGGUGGAAAAGGUUGCAUUACCCAUUUUGCAUCAUCAAAUUGUUCACUGCUGGGAUAUUCUCAGCACAAGAGAGACAAAGAAUGCAGUUGCUGCCACGAGCUUGGUAACAGAUUAUGUCUCUUCCAGUGAGGCUCUUGAAGACUUAUUAGUUGCUAUUCGCACCCGUCUGGCAGAUGCUGUCUCGAAACUUAUGGUCCCAACAUGGAGCCCACUUGUAUUGAAAGCAGUGCCAAAUGCUGCAAGAAUUGCAGCGUAUCGAUUUGGCAUGUCUGUUCGUUUGAUGAAAAAUAUCUGCUUGUGGAAAGAAAUCCUUGCUUUGCCAGUUCUAGAGAAGCUUGCUAUUAAUGAGCUUUUGUGUGGCAAAGUUAUACCUCACAUUCGAAGCAUUGCUGCCGAUGUUCAUGAUGCAGUUACAAGAACUGAAAGGGUUAUUGCUUCUCUGUCAGGGGUGUGGUCAGGUUCAGAUGUUACAGGAGACCGUAGCCGCAAGUUGCAAUCCCUGGUGGAUUAUGUGCUGACGCUGGGGAAGACUAUAGAGAAGAAGCAUUCGCUGGGUGUUACACAAAGUGAAACUGGUGGACUGGCUCGUAGAUUGAAGAAGAUGCUGGUUGAGCUCAACGAGUAUGACAAGGCCAGGGACGUAGCUAGGACCUUCCAUCUAAAAGAGGCAUUGUGAAAUUGAGAAUCCUGAAGAUAGGUAUCUGGACUAGCACAAAAAAAGCAUGUUAAAUGCCCCGGCCACAGAUUUUCGACCAUCCAUCUUGGAGCAAAACAAGGUGCAAGUAUUGGACCCCUAAAUUUCAAGCAGACACGUCUCUCCUUAUGUCAUACUUGGACAUACACAAUCAGCCACAGCAACGUUAAUCUCAGAACAUGGUUCUCUCCGUUUUUGUUAAGUGUUAGCCAUGUGAUAAUUGAGUUAGAGCAGGAGAUCCCCUAGUUGGGGAAUCAAGAUAUGAAAAUUUUGAGGUAAAUGAUAAGAGAAUUCGGUCCAA